AUGUCAGAGAAUACGCAAGUUACAACUUCCUAUGGGCCUAUAGGGCCCUUAGGAAGCUCAUCCUCUGUCAUUUUCACUAUAACACCAGCGAAUAAUGCUUCAUCGACCUCCGUGACAGCUACAUCAACAUCAGAAUCCGAAUCCAAAUCAGGAGAGGCCCAAACAACGCACUCAACAUCGUCCUCCUCCCUAAUACCAUCGAAAACUACGACACCAGCCUCCAGCGGGAGCAUAGCAGGGAGCGCGACAGCAAAACCUUCUGCGAGUAGCUCACACAAAUCUUCAUCCAGUGGCCAGAUUAGCACUGGUGCACUAGCUGGAGGUAUUGUAGGCGCAUUUGUAGGUGGGUGUCUGUUAGCCUUCCUCGUCGCGUUUCUUUUCUUUCGCAAGCGGAGACAGAGAGAGGCCCCAGUCCAUGCGACUCAAAGUUCCCAUCCAACUUCCGAUGCUGCCACAAAAGGAGCAGCUGCCGUAUUUGGAAAGAAUCUCUAUCCUUCAACUGUCUCAUACCCGACAAAUGAUGCGUUCGACGCCCCGGCAGCCUUCGCUGCGACAUCUUUCAAAAUCCCAUCUAUUCCUCCACCUGCGGAUGAUCAGACUGUGUCCACGAAGAUCGAAUCACUUUUCGAUCAAAUAAGCCUUCAUAUUGAUAACUACUACGUUCGUCUUGAUGAAAGCUCGUCUAUUACUUCAGCAAAGGUUGAUGCUAUUGGCCAAUAUGAUUCGUCCCUGCUUCCUCGGUCUUUGUUCUCCUUUCUUUCCAACAACAAGACCCAACGAGCUGCAUUAACACACGCGCUCGCCUAUCUCCUUUUAGAGGCAAUACGACCUGAAAGCGGAUCUGGAUCUCUUCUUCCGCCAUUUUUUCGAUGGGCGCCCAGCACCACCCGACUCGCCCCCUCUGAACGUGGUAAUCUCUGA
Penicillium waksmanii is the source of this 921-nucleotide messenger RNA. RefSeq lists its product as uncharacterized. Lineage: Eukaryota; Fungi; Ascomycota; Eurotiomycetes; Eurotiales; Aspergillaceae. The coding region runs from base 1 to 921 and encodes 306 amino acids. The record is from RefSeq and is a predicted model, not a curated record. The transcript has a single exon.